Messenger RNA from Blepharisma stoltei, 261 nucleotides. NCBI's taxonomy places the organism in Eukaryota, Ciliophora, Heterotrichea, Heterotrichida, Blepharismidae. The record is from the annotation of a GenBank genome assembly.
AUGGGUGCAUGUUGUACUAGUAGCUCGAAAGACCUUCCAGUAUACUUUAAAUAGCCUGCACCAUCACUUCUAUUGGUGUGCGAUGAAACAGCUUUUGAAAAUAGCCACAAGGAAAGCUUAAGAGUUUCACAUUACGAAGGUCCAAUAUCUUCAUACAAAUCAAGCCAACUCGUUGCUAACCCAUCAAUAGAAGAAGCUAAUGAAAUCGAUAUCACCCUAUAUUCUACUAGCUUCCAUGAGCAGCAUUCAGACCAAAACUAA